Molecule: messenger RNA, 4289 nt
Organism: Lytechinus pictus (painted urchin)
Lineage: Eukaryota; Metazoa; Echinodermata; Echinoidea; Temnopleuroida; Toxopneustidae
Exons: 3
Coding region: 144-1472 (442 amino acids)
Source: RefSeq, a predicted model, not a curated record
AAGAAGAAGUGCUCAGGUCCGGCGAAUAUAGCAUUUUUAAGACUCAAAAUUUCUCUAGUUUUGUGCGUCAACUCAAUCUCUACGGAUUUAGAAAAGUUGCUAGGACAACCGCAAAUGUCAAAUUAACUGAUUACAAGACGAGCAUGAAACGCAGUUCUUUUUCUAACCAGCUGCAAGCCUUUGCUCACAACUUUUUCGUCCAGCAUCGCCCCGAUCUCCUCCCGAGAGUCAGGCGUACCAGCUCCGCCAACAAACGUCGCCCCAGUUUCGGCCAAAGUCGAGGCGAGACCGCUUUCUACGACUACGGGCAUAACGGACCAAAUAAUGCUGGAAACAUGUUUCAGAUCUUGGGUAGAUGUGGACAGAGUCAGAGUGUGACACCACCGGCUUCGUUCACUGCCGCUACUGGGACUGUCAUUGGCAAUGCCAAUAAGUAUGCCAAAUCAAGACCUAUACACUAUCCACAAACCUCGUCCUACGGGUGCCAGUAUGUUUACCCAUCUUCGAUAUCAUCUUUAGCACUAGCUCAGCAACAUUUUGUGCACCAAACGCCGCACCACAAACUUGGACACUCAGCGUGUGCUGAUACUAGACCUCCGCCAGAUUCAGAAACAGAGUCAUCUGAUGCUGACGAUCUUGGGGAGGAAUCUCCGAAUGCUUCUGCUUUGUUGAAAAAAUCAAGUGCAAAGGUUCUCUGGGCACAAGGGCAGAAAUAUUCUCAUGUCAAAGGAGACACCUCGAGUGAAAGUAGCCCUUCUUCGCAGUCUUCUUCCAACUCAAAGUCCAAACUCAUUUCAAAAGCCAAACAACUCCUCGAGGAAGGUGCCCAGUUGCCAUCAUUGCAAAAGUGCAUGGUUUUCCAGCAAAGCCCAAAUUUGGGAAUGCCUCCAAGAGUUUACCCAGAAUCACCUUCUUUAGAUUAUGCAAACAUCAAUCAGACACCCAGCACAUCAUUUUGGUCUCCUGUCUUAGGAUCUAGCUGCUGUUCAAGGCCUGCUGGGAUGGACCAAGAAAUGUAUGGUUAUCAGCAGGUCCUGGACUUCUCUGCUCAUACAGUUCCAUACAUGAGUGCCUAUCCAUCAACUCCUGCCAUGCUGUAUAGUCCUACUUCUGCCCUUCCUCCAGAGAACAUGAUGUCAAUGUCAUAUCACCCAAGGUCUCCUGCUAUCCAUAGGCCUCAGGUCAACUAUCCAAGCCCUCCUUUAUGUAACCAUGGCAACAGCAUUGUGAAGGAUGAUAAAGAUGAGAAAAGAGAUAUCACAAGGGAAACUUUCAAGAAAGUAGUGGUCAAGCAUGAAUUAGAGGAGAUCCCUCGCUCAUAUUCAGCUUUAAUAGAAGAGGAGGAGGAGUCAUCCCCAACCCCCCAGCAAGCACAACGUCGGUUCGUGUGGAAUGAUUGUGAUAAUGAGAGAGAGAGGGCAGAGAUGUACACCAAACAGACCAAACAGUCAUUUUACACAACAGAAGGUUGAUCAUCAAACUUACAUUCUUGGCGAUACUUGCCAUCAUUUACAUUCAUGAAGCUACCGAAGUGUAUGUAGACUGUGAAUUGCAUUUCCAUGUUGAUAGCAAGAAUAGUAAUUUGCUGCAAUAUUUUUACAUUUAGAAACAUUAUAAAUAAUGUACAGUCAGCCUCAUGUGUGGAAGAAGUGAACUAGGUGAAGUUGAAUCAGUUCUAACAGAGCUGUGGGCAUACUUUUAAUUGUCAUAUUUUCACAUUGUUGUUGUACAUGAUAGAAUGCAUUAAAACCUUGUAUUCUACAGUGUACAGGUGUAGUCUGUUCCAUCUUCAGAUGAAUAUCAUAUGGCAUUACAACAAAGGACAGAAUAUUUUAUUUCCAUUUAUUUCAUCUAAUCAUUAGAAAUAUUCAUUGUGUUUGAAUGCUUUGAUAUUCGCAAUGCUCUUUUCUGGAAGAGAAUUACAUCAAUUAGAACCAUAUUUUUUUCUCAAGUUAUAUUACAAACAUGACACAAUUUUAAGCACAUUAGUGUUGUAUUUCAUUUUUUCUUUUCUUUACAAGAACACUGUUAUAUGUUUCUGUAUUUGUUGAAUUUCUCUUCUUCUGGGCUUUAUUACAAUUAAAAUUAUUAUAUUGAAAAUGAAAAGUAGUUUCCAUGAAACACAUAUGUUCUUGAUUAGAAUCGUUUCUGAAAAUGUGUUUUCAAAGAUGUAAUCUGUUCAUGUUAUUUUUAUGAAAAUUUGUAUUCCUUUUUUGCAGUUUUUACACUGAUAUUACAUAAAUGAUUUAGUUUUACUUAAUAGAUGACAGGUUAAUUUGAAAAAUUUAGAGUCAGAGUUAAUAUUAAACAUAAAGAAAUAUACUAUUUGUAGGUAUUCUCAAAGCAACAUACCCAUGUUCGCUAGUGUUAUUCAUGCAGCUAUUAAACUCAUAUAAGCCUUUUCUUAUCAUAUUUUUGCAAGCUUUAUUUGGCCAUUUGAGAGUUGACAUAGCUACAUGUAUACUUUUGAGUUGCAAGCAGUUCCUCAAGUGUGGUAUGAAAACCUAAAUAGCAUAAACAUAAUCAAUGCUUUAAUUGAGCAUUGUGGCCCAGUGGAUGAGUCUCUGGACUUUGAAACAGAGGGUCAUGGAUUUGUAUCCCAGCCAUGUAUUUUGCAUUCCCUUAGCAAGAAUCCAAGCCAUGUAUUUUGUGUAUUCCUUCAGCAAGAAAUUGAUCCACUUUGUGCUGCACUCAACCCAUGUUACAUAAAUGGGUAUUGAUCAAAUUACUUUUGUUUUGGACAAAAUUCAAAGGUCAGAACAGAAUUUUAUUUCAGUUUCAUAAAGAAUACCUUAUGGUAACUUAGCCAUGAUAACAGAGCUCUGCAGCCAAUCAAUCGGAUUUUCUUAAUGAAAAUGGACCCCAGUUCAUCCAAUGCCACUAUCUCUUUAUUGCAUGUGGGCCAUCCUCGCAACUUACAUAAAUUUCCCUUGUAUUUCGACAUUUCAAAAGGGGUGUAUUAAAUGUUUUAACUCGGUUUUAGUCAUAAUCUUCAUUGCACCGUAUAGAGAUGUAUCUUCUAUUAUGGGCUUUAUUGCAUUUGCCCACUAUGUCAGAUUGCUGAUACUUGGAUCUUAAAAUUCAGAAAAUAGUCCUAAUAUUUUCUUUAUACAAUCUGGUGUUGGUGUUGUGUGUUCAGACUUCUCGCAUAAAGUUGAGAGGUUCAGCAGCUCAGAGGCGUGACGUCUCGAGUUAUCGAAAACAAGAUAGGUAUCAUUCUUCUGAACCCAGCUCGGUGUUGGAGCUCGGUUCAGCAGCCUUUCUAUGCUCUCAACGCUAACAUCACCACUGAAUGUUUAUCUUGAAAUCCCCCAUUGUGUACAAGACUUAUCUGGUCUGUGACUUAAAAAUGGCCUUAAAUCAAUAUUACAAGCAGUAGAGCAAUUAAAUAAAUGACAUCUCACUUCAAGUCAAUUUUGGCUGUAGCUUUUGGAAGCAAGUCCCAUAGCAUAAUGGUUUGUAAUGGAUUUCAAAUAAGAAAGAACAACUUGAAUUGAUUUCUGGUCAGGAUUUUGAACAAAUCGUAUUAUAAGUGAUCUAAUUUUGCCAUUGUCAUCCAGUUAUUGAUUACAAGCCUUCAUGUAAUGGAAUGUAGGUUUUGUCAGUGUUGAAUUUCACCUUGGAAUGCUUUAAAAUCCUCGGCUAUGCAACUUUUGAAUGCUAUUACCGUAGUGAAUGAUACUAAAUGUAAUAAAAUUUAUAUUUCUUGACAUUCCAAAUUUGAAGUCAUCUUGCCUGGCUUGUUAUACCCCUUCGCAGUGAUCAAGUCGUCUGGAUAACCACAUGGGCUAAAACCAUUUGGUCUAUUAUCAGUUUGGUCUAAUUGGUGUUUGGUGUGCACUACACUUGAUAUAAUUCCUACUUAGUCUAAUGCCCAGAUGGUGAACAUUUUUCCACUUCCAUUUUGUCAUAUGAAAAUUUGAUUCAUAAAACAGCAUCUAACCAUAUCGACUAAAUAGUGUUUGACCAAGUGAAUAUUUAGACAAAACGGGUAGAGCCUAAUUGGAAAUUAGACAAAGUUAUAAAUGGGCUAUUAAAAUAGUAAUGUCAUGUAGACCAAAUGGUUUAGAUGAACUGGCUUUAGACAAAGUAGGAUUAGACCAUGUAGGUCAAGACCAAUGGAAAGUAGAUGAAGCCGGUGUCAAGACCAAUAUGCAAUUUACCAUCCCUACAUGUUCAUGGCAAUAUGCCGCCAGUUUAAAAUCCACAAUGAUUACAUUUUUUUUCAAUAUCUAAUUGUUUCUGUUUGUCAGAUUUUUCUCAAUCUUCACUUACUCAUUUUCCUUUUU